This is a messenger RNA of Paramecium sonneborni, 1293 nucleotides long. Lineage: Eukaryota; Ciliophora; Oligohymenophorea; Peniculida; Parameciidae. The record is from the annotation of a GenBank genome assembly.
AUGAAAAACAAUCAAUAUAAAAUUAGAGUAACUUUAGAUAGUACUCCUUUAACUUAUUAAACUACUGAAACCUUUUCUUUAUGGGAUAACUUAUAGAAAUCCAAAGAAUCUCCAAGAAAAUCUAAAAUUAAAAUAGCAAGAGAUCCACUUGAAAAUGAGUGUCCUCUUUAAUAACCGAACCCAUUUUUAUUUAAUGAAUAAUUAAAGCAUAGUUUUAGGGACUAUUUAGAAGGUCAUAAAACAGCAUUAAAUUUAGUAAAUGAAUGUAAUCAUAUCAUAAGUUAAUCUUGUAAAAUAAAUUAGCUUAAAUUAUUUUCAAAAAUACAUAAAUUUACUAGUAGUUUAAAAUAAAGAUCUUCUGUUAGAUUAUCUAUGAUUAAAAAUAAUACUUAAGCUGAUGAUCUUAUUUAAAGAAAAAUUAAAAUUUAAGAAAGGUUUAAUAAGAUUUAAUCUUUAAUUUAACAAAGAAUGUAAGCAAAAAAUAAAAAAGAUUCACUUCAAGAUUUUCAAUUAUUUAAACAUUUAUUUGAAACUUGUGAAAAAAAUGUUAAUAUAAUUAAAUCUAAAAAUUUACUUUCAGAAAAAGGUGAUGGUGUAAGAGAAUUUGAUAAAAUUAAAUAUUCUAAAAAUCCAUAAGGAUCAUUGAGAGUUCGUUUAAAUACUGAAGACAAUAAACUUUUAUCAAAUAGUUUAAGAAGUAAGACUUUACCGGAUUAAUAAACAAUUCAUUUAACAAAAAAGAAGGAAAGAGAGAAAAUGAAUACAAAAUUAAAUGAAUUUUUAGAAUCAGAUAGAAAUUAAGAAAAAAAUCUACUUCUUAAAGCUAAAAGAAAUUUAAUAAGAGAAAUAAAAAAUGGUAAUAAAAAAUUUCAUUAUUUUGAACCUAAUAAAUUUAAUACUACAGAUCCUUUAAGCAAAGAUGUAAAAUUUUAUGCUUAUAUGUUCAUGAAACCUAAAAAUGAAAAUAUCUUAUAAAAGAAGGAUCCAAUUAAUAAACUAUGUAAAACUGCUAGAGCUUAAAAAGAUAAUGAGAAACAUUAUUUAGCUAAUUUUAAUAAAAUGUUAUCAAAUUCUAGACAUGAAAGUUUGGAAUAGGAUUCUUCAUUUAAUUCUAUGCUUGAAACCAAUAUCGAUAAUCUAUAUAAAAGAAGCACUGAUUUGUAAAAUAUGAUUCUGAAUACAAAAUCUGAAAAAUUUGUUAAAAGAAUUAGACAAUUUUAAAAAGUGCAAUCCUUAACCUCUUAAAUAAUUAAAGUGAAUGAAUAAAAGUUAUCUAAUACUAAAUUAUUAUGA